Messenger RNA from Rhipicephalus sanguineus (brown dog tick), 1720 nucleotides. RefSeq names its product leukocyte elastase inhibitor. Bases 444 to 1571 code for a protein of 375 amino acids. The record is from RefSeq and is a predicted model, not a curated record. The transcript has 2 exons. Gene Ontology annotation, molecular function: serine-type endopeptidase inhibitor activity. NCBI's taxonomy places the organism in Eukaryota, Metazoa, Arthropoda, Arachnida, Ixodida, Ixodidae.
GUGCCCGUGCAGUGGUCGGCGCCUCUCGGCGCUUCUGUAUCGCAAGCGGACGCCACGUCACCAGCCGCAGAUUGCCCGAGUCUCGCGCGUCCUAUGUUGUCUCGCGGUUGCGCAGUUGUUUACACGUCCACGACGAACUAACUAACGCCAACAAACCGUCUCAAAGCGGUCCACGCAGACUUCGUUCCAUCACGGAGCUUCAAAGACGAGCUUGUCGAAGAGCUACAACGAGCUGCCGCCGUGUCUAGCUAGGCCCGCGGCGAAAGUAUAUUGCAGACAAAGCAGAUCGCCGGCUCGCUGCCUCGGACUUCGGCAACGCCCACCCGGCGUAUUCGAAAAGGCCGCGAACCGCGACCUCUCUUGUUUCCGGUUCGCCCACAUCGUGCGAGCCACGACGUUUGAACAUCGUUAAGAGAACCCCCCUCAGACCCGGACAAAAUCAGAUGGCCACCAGUGAACUCGGUGAUUCCUUGCUCAACUUCUCCAUCGACCUGUACAAGCAGCUGGCCUCGAGAAACGGCUCUUCUGAAAACAUCGUCUACUCCCCGUUCAGUAUCUCCGCAGCGCUGCAUAUGGCUCUGGCGGGGGCCCGAAACGUCACCGCCAAGCAGCUCGCCGACGUCCUUCACGUCAAUGGAGACGAGGUUCACCAGAACUUCUCCGACUUCCGGUCCAAGCUGACGGGCCUCGCUCCUGGAGUCAAGUUGCGCGUGGCCAACAGAAUGUAUGCGGAACAGACGCUUCCGGUCCUCGACAGCUACCUCGCCCUGAUACGGGACUCUUACGGCGCCACCGUGGAAUCGGUCGACUUCAGGAACAACUCCGAGAAAGUCAGGCAACGCGUCAACGCCUGGGUCGAGCAAGUCACGGAAUCCAAGAUCAGAGACCUUCUUCAGCCCGGAAGCGUGAACGGCUCGACCAUUUUGGUUUUGGUGAACGCAGUCUACUUCAAGGGCCUGUGGGAGUCUCAGUUCGAGCCAGAGCUGACGGAACGUUCCGAGUUCCACUUAGGCAAGAAGAACACGACGAAGGUGGACAUGAUGUACAAAGAAGACGACUACAAGAUGGGUCGCAGCGAUGACCUCGCCGUGAGGGCGCUGGAGUUACCUUAUCGGGGAGGAAGGGCCUCCAUGGUCAUUCUCCUGCCAGACGAUAUCGAAGGGCUGCCCCACCUCGAGGAACGUCUCACCUUUGGCAAACUGUCUCACCUCUUAAACUCCCUAACCCUCGAGCGCGACGUUCAGUUGUGCCUUCCGAAAUUUAAACUGGAACAGACAAUUAAUCUCAAGCAGAUGCUGACCGCCAUGGGCAUUGAAGACUUCUUUACGGAAGCCGCGGACCUCACGGGAAUAUGCGAGAAGGAUAACGCGUCGGCUUCGGAAGUCUACCACAAGACGUUCGUGGAAGUAAACGAAGAGGGCACCGUGGCGGCCAGUGCGACCGCACUCGAAGUGUGCGACUGUGCGGCGUUAGAUCAGACUGUGUUUAUCGUCAAUCGGCCUUUUAUGUUCCUCAUACAGAGCUCGGAUCCGGAGGCUGUGCUUUUCAUGGGCUCUGUUCGUACAUUUUGAGCCGAUCCAUUGUUCGGUGAUAACGAAAUUUAUUGCCUUGGAGAUUUGCGUAAUGUGCACGGCCAUUUGCAAAAACGGCAGUGAAUCAUGCACUUAUCAUGACCUUUUUGAUGGAUGUGAAGUAAGAUGUCAGAAUUGCAAAAUAAAGA